AUGAAGUUGACAGUAAUCCUACUGUUGGUAGCUGCCACUGGUCUCUUCGCCGGGUCGCCACAUCACAAAAACCGAAACCGCGGAAAACGACAAGCUCUAUCGGAUGUUAACAAAUGGACUAAUAACACUAUGAACUACUACUACCACAACUUGCCCAUGUUCCGCGACACCUUCCAGUACCUCAGCAGUCAUUCCUGCCUGAAAUUCAAGUAUGAUGAAACAGCAGAAUCUGCAGUCCGGAUUCAGGAGGGACGGUUGUGUAACUCCCAGCUUGGCAUGGUUUAUGGAUUUCAGCAGGACUUGAAUUUCGCGUACAACUGUGCGGCGUUCGGUGUAGCCCUCCAUGAAACAAUGCAUGCACUUGGUAUAGCUCACGGACAGGCUAGAAGCGAUCGGGACCAAUAUAUCGUAGUGGAUUCCAAUGAUCAUAAUGAUGGUAUAGAAGAGAAUACUAUCAAUUCAGUGCCAUUCGACUAUGGAAGCGUUAUGUUGUACUGGAGGGAUCGAUUCCGUUGGCCAAAGGAUCCAGAGUACAACUACACCAUGGGAAGUCUGCGAGUCGCGUUUUAUGAUAUGAUCCUUCUGAAUGACUACUAUAAAUGCAACUGUGAUAGCCACCCGACUAAACUGGACUGUAAGAACGGAGGCUAUCAGAAUCCGGCGAACUGUGAUGCUUGUCUGUGUACUGAUGGAUUUGGAGGACAGUUGUGUGACCAGCUCGAUGGAAUAGUACUAACUGCGGAAACUGAAUGGAAAAAUGUUAUAGCGAGGACUAUUAACAAGAAGGGAAUCGAUCCGAACACUAUGCCACAAAACACUAUUUUCCAUGUGACGGCGCCUGAAGGAUCCACAAUCGAGGUGAGAAUCACCGAACUCUACGGAUUCCAUUGUCAUGAUUUCUGUGAUUAUAAUGGAGUGGAGUUGAAAUACAAAACUGAUCGUCGGAUUGUUAGUCCGUUGGUCUGCUGUGAUGAUGAUAAUCUGUGGAACAAGACACGAUCCUCGACUAAUAAUCCGUUUGUGAUUGUGAAAUAUGGAAACGACCGUACCCCGAUUUUGGAGUUCGAGUAUCGAUAUGUUCCAGGAAAAUGA
This is a messenger RNA of Caenorhabditis remanei, 1092 nucleotides long. RefSeq lists its product as uncharacterized. The coding region runs from base 1 to 1092 and encodes 363 amino acids. Gene Ontology annotation, molecular function: metalloendopeptidase activity; zinc ion binding. The transcript has 5 exons. The record is from RefSeq and is a predicted model, not a curated record. Lineage: Eukaryota; Metazoa; Nematoda; Chromadorea; Rhabditida; Rhabditidae. Gene Ontology annotation, biological process: proteolysis; molting cycle, collagen and cuticulin-based cuticle.